Esox lucius (northern pike) is the source of this 1486-nucleotide messenger RNA. RefSeq names its product general transcription factor IIB (gene gtf2b). The transcript is spliced from 7 exons. Gene Ontology annotation, cellular component: nucleus; transcription preinitiation complex. Lineage: Eukaryota; Metazoa; Chordata; Actinopteri; Esociformes; Esocidae. Gene Ontology annotation, biological process: transcription initiation at RNA polymerase II promoter; transcription preinitiation complex assembly. Gene Ontology annotation, molecular function: RNA polymerase II general transcription initiation factor activity; TBP-class protein binding. The record is from RefSeq and is a predicted model, not a curated record. The coding region runs from base 89 to 1045 and encodes 318 amino acids.
ACACGUGGGUCGAAAAAGACAUAAAUAGAGGUAGAAGAAGCCAUUGUGUUCGAUAGAUUUCCAGACACCAUUGGCAGAAACAGCUAAUAUGGCGUCGACGAGCCGCGGAGAUGUUCUAGCCCUUCCCAAGGUGCAGUGCCCCAACCACCCAGACGCCAUGCUGGUGGAAGAUUACAGAGCCGGGGACAUGAUCUGUCCCGAGUGUGGCCUUGUAGUGGGUGACCGUGUGAUUGACGUGGGCUCGGAGUGGAGGACCUUCACCAACGAGAAAGCCACCAAAGACCCAUCCAGAGUGGGUGAUGCCCAGAACCCACUCCUCAACGGGGGAGACUUGACGACCAUGAUUAGCAAGGGGACGGGUGCAGCUAGUUUUGAUGAGUUCGGCAACUCCAAAUACCAAAACCGACGAACCAUGAGUAGUUCAGACCGCGCCAUGCUAAAUGCCUUCAAAGAGAUUACCACCAUGGCUGACCGGAUCAACCUCCCCAGGAACAUCAUAGACCGCACAAAUAACUUAUUUAAGCAAGUAUAUGAGCAGAAGAGCUUAAAGGGACGAGCCAACGAUGCCAUCGCGUCAGCCUGCCUGUAUAUCGCCUGCAGACAAGAAGGCGUUCCUCGGACAUUUAAAGAGAUCUGCGCGGUGUCCCGCAUCUCCAAGAAGGAAAUCGGCCGCUGCUUCAAGCUGAUCCUCAAGGCCCUGGAGACCAGCGUGGACCUCAUCACAACUGGAGACUUCAUGUCCCGCUUCUGCUCCAACCUGGGCCUGCCCAAGCAGGUGCAGAUGGCGGCUACGUACAUUGCCCGAAAGGCCGUGGAGCUAGACCUGGUGCCUGGCAGGAGCCCAAUCUCCGUGGCUGCCGCCGCCAUCUACAUGGCCUCUCAGGCCUCUGCUGAGAAGAAAACCCAAAAAGAGAUUGGAGAUAUUGCUGGUGUGGCGGAUGUCACUAUCAGGCAGUCAUACAGACUUAUCUACCCCCGGGCAGCUGACCUCUUCCCACCGGACUUCAAAUUCGACACCCCUGUGGACAAACUGCCCCUACUGUGAAGACCCUGUUGCCUCAACAACACUUUCUGCUGUACUUUUAUCGUCUCUUUAUUUUUAUUGAAUUUCUAAAGAUAUUAUCUUUUCCCUUGUUAAUUAGACUUUUGGCCUUGAGAGGCUCUUCUUGCAGGAAUACAGACAAGUACAGGACAACACAUUCCAAUGCUUAAAAAAAACAAAAACAAGAUUGCAAACUGUACUUACAGUAUUUCAUUUGACUGUAUAUAUACUGUAUAUAUGUCCAAGUGAGAAAAUGUAAUUGGUGCUUGCAAUACUAGGCUGGUUUCAUACUGUAUACACUUUUUUUUUUUCUAGGAGAUGAGCAGGUUCUAUUUUGUUAGCUUGUUUGCAUUGUAUUACGUAACUUAAAUGAAAAACCUUUCUGAAAAGCAAGUUGAACCACCUCAUGCAUUGAAUAACAUUAAACCUUGUUUACAGAAUGGG